AUGGAUAAACCAAGGCAGAAACCACCGGCGACGGCGUUAUCGCCGGCGACGAUUGAUAUGAUCGGAGAAGACCUUCUAUUCAACAUCUUCUCAAAACUACCAGCAGUAGAAUGUGCAGCAGCAGCAUGUGUGAGCCGUUCGUGGAACGCUACCAUCACUCGCCUCCUUUCUCUUCCAAAGCUCUCUUCUGCUGUUUCACUCGAUCCUUCUCUUCAGGUUGCUGUGAAUGAUGUUAUUGACAAAGUUUUAGCUUGUCCAAUUCGGCCCCAGUUUGUCAUUGCUUCCAUUGGUCCUGCUUUUGACUUGGAUGAAGCUCACCGUCUGAUCGCUGGUAGAUUUGGCUCCCAAAUUCCAGUAAUUACUUCGAUAUCCCAAGGAAUUUUUGGGCAAAAUGCUACCACUAAUGAGUUUGAAGAGGUUCAGUGGGACACAUUUGAUGAGGAGGAGGAGGCUCAUGCCGAUCUUGGUAAUGAGAUCCACGGUGCUUUACUAACUGUUGGCUUCUUGCCAGGACUGGCAAUUGAUUUAAUCCCAUUAUCAAAAACUCGGAACAAAUUUCAGGGAAAUCAAGUACUCAUGAUUGAUGAUCUCGUGCUCAGUGUCAGGGAACGCUCAUCCUCUCGUUCUGGAUCAGCAUCACCGGUGGGGAUUUUGUUAUUUUCUGAUGAGGAUACUGACAUCAAACUUGUCCUUGAAAAGUUUGAUUAUGCCUUUUCCGCUGAGACUGUCAUUGUGGGUGACGGAGGUUCUCAGUUUUUAUACCGAGGUGAAACUGCAAUUAAUCCUUCUAAUAACAAAGCGGCGAGUUCAGCUGCUGUUGCUCUUUUAUUUUCAAGGGAUAGAGGCAAACCUCCUGGUGUUGGGGAAACUCAGUUUCACGUAAUGUUAUCCACUGGCAUUUCAUCGAUUGGGCCUACAUACAAAGCUGUUUCUGUUAGGGAGAGAUCCAGUGACUACUCCACUUGGCUCACUGCAAAAAGAGAAGCAGUUCAUGGAAGUCUGGAUGGUCAGACUAUUUUAGAUCAGAUUUAUGAUGAGCUUGGAGGUCAUAACAAUUGUCCAGUUCUAUAUGUUGGAGUAACGAAGAGAAGGAAAUGCUCUAUUGGCCAGGAAAAACCAAGCUGGAUAAGUACACAUGAAUUCCAUGAGGUUUUAAGAGGUGAUGAGGAGUAUCUGUAUGUCCAUGGUGUUGGUAUCAGAAGUGGAGACUCCUUCCGGUUUUACCAUGCAAGUUCUGAUUUGGCGCGUGCUUCUUGCAACACUGUUGCAAAUAACUUCAGACAUUUGAAGCAACUUCUUAACUACGAACGUGAUGAUCAUACUAAUAGCAACAGUGUAGCUAUGCAAAAGAAGCCUGUGUUUGGUGGUAUAAUGUUUGCUUGCUGUGGUCGUGGCAAGUUAUUUUUUGGUGAACCUAAUGUAGACGGCUCACCUUUCUUGGAGAACUUCUCUGGGGUUACUUUCUCAGGAACCUAUUGUACCGGAGAAAUUGCACGUGCAGAUUUAAGCUCAUACGAACAGGGUUCUCAGGAACACAGCUCUAUACGUUGCAAUUUCCACGUAUUUAGCACCGUUUACCUGGUUAUGUCAUAUACCCCUCCAUCGCCACAACAUUAGAGAUAGCUGGUUUUGCCAUUGACAAUCCUGACGGGUAAUGGCAAAAGAAAAGAAUUUUUUUCUGGAAUUUUGUACUUAUAAUUUAUUGCUGUUUCUUAUUAGUAGAAAAAAUUGUGUUGUAAAUGACACUACUGCAA
This is a messenger RNA of Solanum verrucosum, 1754 nucleotides long. Its product is annotated as F-box/LRR-repeat protein At5g63520-like. The transcript has 10 exons. Gene Ontology annotation, biological process: protein polyubiquitination; positive regulation of proteasomal ubiquitin-dependent protein catabolic process. Gene Ontology annotation, molecular function: protein binding. Lineage: Eukaryota; Viridiplantae; Streptophyta; Magnoliopsida; Solanales; Solanaceae. Bases 1 to 1617 code for a protein of 538 amino acids. The record is from RefSeq and is a predicted model, not a curated record.